AUGGACAUAAACCUGGGAGCCCAGGGACACAAAGAGACCUGGAGACCUUUCAUGGGACGGUCAUACAAGUUCCCUCUCUCCCCCUGAAUGGGGGGUAGGGGUCUCUCAUCGCAGGGCAGCUUAUUGUGGUGAAAGGGUUCAGUUCUAGGACUUCAUUAAGCCCCUCUAUUGUUAACAUCUGGGUGAGAAAGAAUGGCUCUUUCUCUGGUAAAUUGUGUCCCGGCUUUACAAAGGGAUUUUAUUACGCUACGGCGUUGACAUUGGCAGCUACUGGCACGCCUGGCAAUGGAAAACCUUCAGCUGUUUCAGUCACAGGAGAUCAAUCAAAGCAGCCUGUUUCCCUGAAGCCUUAGAUUUCAUCCUGAAACGGGGAAGUGGGAGACCUAGAAUAAGCAGUGUGUGACUGUUCUUAUUCUAGAGCCCAGAGACUCGGCAGGCAAGUACUUCCCCCUUUGAGCACUUCCUGACUGCUCAGCUCACACACAGUCGGUUGUAACACUGUCAGACUAGUCCAGACAAAACACUUGCUCACACUUCAGUCCCCAGUGAACUAGCUAGCCACUGACAUUCCCAUCCCAUCCAUGUGCCACUCACUCUCACCCCCUCUUUUAAUAUCUCUCCCUCUCUCUUGCUGACUCUCUCUCUCUCUCCUCUCUCUCAGUCUCCAUCCAUUCCCUGCUAGGGAUGCGGCUGCCAUAGCAACUGCUGAGUCACUCCCGGCUCUCUGCUCUCAGCUGCCGUCCUCUAAUGUGAUUGUUUCAGUGAGGGGGGAAGCCAGGCCCUCAGUCAUCCACCCUGUCUGCAUGCGUGAGCAUAUUGAUCAGAGUACUCCAACACGUACAUUUGUUGCAGUCGAUUCAGUCGAACGUAAAGAUCCAUCGCUGCGGGUGUCGGAGCCAGAGGAUCCUGGGGGAGCUCUACAGGCCGAACCUAACGGGAUCCUUUCAGAUGGGCAACUUUCCCACCACGGUGAAGCACUGCCUGAGCUACGAGGAACUGAUCCAGGAUUAUCCAUGGCUAGCACGCUGGCUGCAGGAGGAGAAGGUGGGAGUCGUUGUCUUGAUUUUGCUGCUCUGCGCACAUGACUCACUCAUGACAUAGAGGGAGGGUGAAGGGCGGGGACAUGUGAAAGGACAGAGAGGGGGAAUCAGCCAGGGACGUAGAAACAAAUCAAAUCAAAUUUUAUUGGUCACAUACACAUAUUUAGCAGAUGUUAUUGCGGGUGUAGCGAAAUGCUUGUGACAGGCACUAUAUUAAGUGACAUCACACUGUGCAAAUGCUCUAUGCUCUAUUUCUGAAUACAUUCCAUUGUUGUGAUAAGAGCAUAUACAAUAGUUUGUAUGCCUAUUAAGUAAUAACCAAUCUGUUUAAUAUUGUACCACUGUUGACUUGAGGCCUAAAAGCAGGAUCCUGUUCCUCCCCCACUGUCUGAAGUAUUUUUAUUAUCAGGUAGAGAGAGUGCAUAAAGUGAGAACCCGGUUACUUCCUCUCCUCCUCUCAUCUGUUCCCUCUACCACUGUUAGAUGAGUUACUACUCAGAUAUAACAUCCCCAAAUCUGUAAUAUUGUUGUUGGUGGACUGGUUUUGUUGUCAACUGUCAAAUAGACUGUAGAUACUUUUAGAUACUCAAAACGGACACACAUUUCACUGUUCAAAGAAAACGUAUUUCAUGCAUUAUUAAAGUGCCAGCAGUGACCUGAAGCUGAAGUGUUCUGGGCUUAAGGGCUUAAGGUUGUAACACACAUUAUGGUAGAAGAGAAACAGAGUUGAGUGUGCAAAUAAUCAUGUGUUAGUGGUACAGCCAGAAGAGACAGCCAGAAGAGGACUGGUCACACCUCGGAGCCUGGUUCCUCUCUAGGUUAUUUCCUAGGUUCCUGCCUUCUAGGUAGUUUUUCCUAGCCACUGUGCUUCUGCAUCUGCAUUGCUUGCUCUUUGGGGGUUUUAGGCUGGGUAUCUGUAAAGCACUUUGUGACAACUGCUGAUGUAAAAAGGACUUUAUAAAAUACAUUUGAUUGAUUGAUUAGUGUAUGUGACAACAGAUAUCAAAUAAUGUGUUCAACAUCUAACAUUACUAUUUAUUUUCAUUUUUUCGUUUUUAGCGAGCUUUAACACAUGAAUACCCAGAGUAUGUUAAAAUUGUUGAAGUCGGGCCAAGAGACGGACUUCAAAAUGAAAAGGUAUAUAUUUUAAUCACAGUCACCCAUCUGACAUACACAGAACCCCCCCACCACCCAUGAACACCCAAAUAAGUAAUGUACAUUUAGGGGAGACUGGGGUUGGUUGUCUACAUAUUUCUAAUUUAAUUUAUAAAAUAGUUAGUUGUUUGAGAGAGUGGUGAAUGUGCUGCUAAAAAGGCAAAUCUGGGAGGAAAAUCCAGGGGAUGCAGGCGAACAUAACAGACAAACCACUGUUCAUGAUUCUACUCGUUCGCAAAGAGGCAGGCGCAAAUAAAUCUCAGUCAGAUCAAGAAUUGUCACAGUGGCUGAUGUGGAUGUGGUGGAGGAGUCACACGCAGGACACAGAAGCUAAGUCCAACCGACUUUACUGAACACAAUAAUAUAGAGACACUGGCCUCAACAAAAUAGGAGGCGGACUAUGCGCAACAAUGCGCAAAACACAAGUAAUCCAAAGAGCACGAAAACAGUACAGUGCGAUGACAGGAAAUACAAAGUACAAACGACGAGCCGCACCUGAUGACAGGCGAACAAUAACACACAAUACUUGACAAACAAAACGAGAAACUUAUAGGGGACAUAAUCAACCCAAAUGGAAAACAGGUGUACAAUAAAGACAAAACCAAACGAACAUCGAUAACAUACAACGGUGGCAGCUAGUACUCCGGGGACGACGAACGCCGAAGCCUGCCCGAGCAAGGAGGAGGAGCAGCCUCGGCCGAAACCGUGACAGUACCCCCCCCUUGACGCGCGGCUCCAGCCGUGCGCCGACCCCGGCCUCGGGGACGACCAGGAGGACGCGGAGCAGGGCGCGUGGGUUGACCACGGUGGAACUCUGUCAGGAGAGACGGGUCUAGGAUGUCCCUCCUCGGCACCCAGCACCGUUCCUCCGGGCCGUACCCCUCCCACUCCACGAGAUAUUGGAGACCCCCCAUCCGACGUCUCGAAUCCAAGAUGGACCGAACUGUGUACGCCGGAGCCCCCUCGAUGUCCAGUGGGGGCGGAGGAGUCUCUCUGAUCUCAUCGUCCUGGAGUGGACCAGCUACCACCGGCCUGAGAAGAGACACAUGGAACGAGGGGUUAAUACGAUAAUCACUAGGCAGUUGUAACCUGUAACACACCUCGUUCAAUCUUCUCAGGACUUUAAAAGGCCCCACAAACCGCCGACCCAGUUUCCAGCAGGGCAGGCGGAGGGGUAGGUUUCUGGUAGAGAGCCAGACUCGAUCACCAGGUGCGUACACCGGCCCCUCACUGCGGUGGAGAUCGGCGCUCGCUUUCUGACGACGGAUGGCCCGCUGCAGGUGGACGUGUGCAGCGUUCCACGUCUCCUCCGAGCGCCGCACCCACUCAUCCACCGCAGGAGCCUCGAUCUGGCUCUGCUGCCACGGUGCCAGAACCGGCUGGUAACCUAACCCACAUUGGAAAGGGGUUAGAUUGGUUGAGGAGUGGCGGAGAGAGUUCUGGGCCAUCUCUGCCCAGGGAACAUACCUCGCCCACUCCUCCGGCCGGCCCUGGCAAUAAGAUCUGAGAAACCUACCCACAUCCUGGUUCACACGUUCCACCUGCCCAUUACUCUCCGGGUGGUAACCCGAGGUCAGGCUCACCGAGACCCCCAAACGCUCCAUAAACGCUCUCCAGACUCUGGAGGUGAACUGGGGACCUCGAUCAGACACUAUAUCCUCGGGUACCCCGUAGUGCCGAAAAACGUGGGUGAAUAGUGCUUCGGCGGUCUGUAGGGCAGUAGGAAGACCCGGCAUUGGGAGCAGACGACAGGCCUUAGAGAACCGAUCCACAACGACCAGUAUAGUAGUAUUCCCCUGCGAGGGGGGAAGGUCUGUGACGAAAUCCACCGAGAGGUGAGACCAUGGUCGUUGUGGAACGGGCAGGGGUUGUAACUUACCCCUGGGCAGGUGUCUAGGCGCCUUACACUGGGUGCACACCGAGCAGGAGGAGACAUAAACCCUCACAUCCCUGGCUAACGUUGGCCACCAGUACUUAGCGCUAAGGCAGUGCACAGUCCGGCCAAUACCAGGAUGUCCAGAGGAGGGUGACGUGUGAGCCCAAUAUAUCAGUCGAUCCCGAACCUCGAGCGGAACGUACGUCCGACCCACCGGGCACUGUGGAGGACUAGGGUCGGUACGCAACGCCCGCUCGAUUUCAGCACCGACCUCCCACACUACCGGUGCCACCAGACAAGACUCCGGCAGUAUGGGAGUGGGCUCAACGGACCUCUCCUCCGUGUCAAACCGCCGAGACAGUGCGUCUGCCUUACCGUUCUGGGACCCAGGGAUGUACGUGAUCUUAAAUACGAACCGGGCUAAAAACAUGUUCCACCGCGCCUGGCGAGGGUUCAAUCUCCUAGCUGCCCGGAUGUACUCCAGGUUACGGUGGUCAGUCAAAAUGAGAAAAGGGUGUUGAGCCCCCUCAAGCCAAUGCCUCCACACCUUUAGGGCCUGUACCACGGCUAACAGCUCCCUGUCCCCUACGUCAUAAUUUCGCUCCGCCGGGCUGAGCUUUUUGGAGUAAAAAGCACAGGGGCGGAGUUUAGGUGGCGUGCCGGACCGUUGCGAAAGUACGGCCCCAAUACCGGCCUCUGACACGUCAACCUCUACCUGAAAUGGUAAAGCGGGAUCCGGAUGCGCCAGCACCGGAGCCGAAGUAAACAGGUCCUUCAGUCUCCCAAAAGCCCUGUCCGCCUCGGCUGACCACUGCAAACGCACCGGACCCCCCUUCAACAGAGACGUUAUUGGAGCUGCCACCUGUCCAAAACCCCGGAUAAACCUCCGGUAGUAAUUUGCAAACCCCAAAAACUGCUGCACCUCUUUAACAGUGGUUGGAGUUUGCCAAUUACGCACGGCUGACACCCGGUCAACCUCCAUCUUCACCCCUGACGCAGACAACUGAUAACCCAAAAAGGAGAUAGACUCCUGGAAAAACAGACAUUUCUCUGCCUUGACAUACAGGUCGUGCUCCAACAGCCUCCUCAACACUCGGCGCACCAGGGCUACAUGCUCGGCUCGGGUAGGAGAGUACACAAGAAUGUCAUCAAUGUACACGACCACACCCUGCCCCUGCAUGUCCCUGAAAAUCUCAUCCACGAAGGAUUGGAAGACUGAAGGAGCGUUCAUCAACCCGUAUGGCAUGACGAGAUACUCGUAAUGACCUGAGGUGGUACUAAAUGCUGUCUUCCAUUCACCGCCCUCUCUAAUGCGCACCAAGUUGUAUGCGCUCCUGAGAUCUAGAUUUGUGAAGACACGCGCCCCGUGCAAUGACUCCAUCAUAGUCGCAAUCAGAGGGAGUGGAUAACUGUAUUUCACAGUGCUCUGAUUGAGACUACGGUAAUCAAUGCACUGGCGCAAACCUCCGUCCUUGUUCUUCACAAAAAAUAAGCUUGAGGACGCAGGGGAAGUGGAUGGCCGUAUGUAUCCUUGUCUCAGAGAUUCGGCUAUGUAAGUCUCCAUAGCUCUCUUCUCCUCUUGAGACUGAGGAUACACAUGGCUCCGUGGAAGCGCUGCUCCUGCCUGGAGGUCUAUCGCACAAUCUCCCUGCCUAUGAGGAGGCAACUGCGUCGCCCUCGAUUUACUGAACAUGAUUGCCAAAUCCUCAUACUCAGGGGGAAUGUGCAGUGCGGUCACCUGGUUUGGACUCUCCACCGAGGUCGCCCCCACGGAAACACCUAGACAUCGCCCCACACACUGGGCAGACCACUCCUUAAGAGCCCUCUGUUGCCACGAAAUAGAAGGAUUAUGGGUAAUCAACCAGGGAAGCCCCAACACCACCGGAUACGCAGGAGAGUCAAUCAGAUAUAGCUGAAUAGUUUCCUCAUGACCCCCCGCGUCCUCAUCCUAUGUGGCGCUGUGACCUCCCUAAUCAACCCCGAUCCCAAUGGAUGGCUGUCUAAAGCAUGGACAGGAAAUGGGGCGUCGACAGGAAGAAGGGGAAUUCCUAGUUUUAAACAAACAUUUCGAUCAACAAAAUUCCCAGCUGCGCCUGAAUCUACUAGCGCCUUAUGCUGGGAAUGAGGUGCUACCUGAGGAAAAUGUACAGGUAAACAGACGUGCACAACAGAGAGCUCUGGGUAAGUGGGACGCCUACUCACCUGGAAUGACUCCCCAGUGCGUGGCCUGUUGUCCUCUCCCCUAGGAGACCCUCCCCAGCACCUAGCCGCAGUGUGCCCUCCACGACCACAGUUGGUGCAGGGGACAGCCCCCCUCGGGCUCCUCCUCCCCCUCUCUCUAGCGCCAGCACCUCCGAGCUCCAUAGGGCUCGGCUCGGAGGUGCUGGAGGGUGGAAUGGACGACCCCCACUCGGAACGUCCGCGGGUGGCCAGCAGGGUGUCCAGCCGGAUGGACAUGUCCACCAGCUGGUCGAAGGUGAGGUGGGUAUCCCUGCAGGCCAGCUCUCGACGGACGUCCUCCCGUAGACUACAACGGUAGUGGUCGAUGAGGGCCCACUCAUUCCACCCUGCAUCCGCCGCUAGAGUCCGGAACUCCAGGGCGAACUCCUGUGCGCUCCUCUUCCCCUGUCGGAGGUAGAAUAGAUGCUCCCCCGUCGCUUUCCCCUCAGGUGGAUGGUCGAACACGGCCCUGAAGCGGCGAGAGAACUCUGCGUAGGUGAUGGUAGCAGCGUCUAUCCUCCUCCAUUAGGCGUUGGCCCACUCCAACGCCUUGCCGGUGAGACAGGAGAUGAGGGCGGAGACGCUCUCGUGUCCCGAGGGUGCCGGGUGUACGGUGGCCAGGUAGAGUUCCACCUUUUUUGGGGGGGGUUUUAUUUUUCCCCCCCCCUGUUUUGGGGGGGCCCCGGGGGGGAGAUUUUAUUUCAAUGGGGGGUUUUCCCGGGGGGUGGGGGCCCUUUUGGGGGGUUUGGGGGUUUUUUUUUCCCCGGGGGUUUUCCCCCCCUUUGGGGGGUUUUUUGGGGGGGGAAAGGGAAUUGGGUUCCCCGGGGGUUUUGGGGGGGGGGGGUUGGGGGUUGUGGACUUAUUUUUUGGGUCCCCCCCCCCGUUGGGGGGGGGGGGGGGCCCCCUUUUGGGGGGGCCCCUUUAAAUUCGGGGGUUUUGGGAAAGGGGAAAAAUUUUAAAAGGGGGUUUUGGGGGUUAGGGAAAAAUUUUUACCGGGGUUUUUUAACGGGGGCCCCUUUUUCCCUCCUUUUAAUUUCCCCCCAUUUUCCCCAAAAGUCCAUCCUCCCCGGGCCCCCAAACCCGGGGUCCCCUUCUUCCCUACUCAAUUUUUUUUCUUCACAUGGGGGGAGGGGGGAGUCACACGCAGGACACAGAAGCUAAGUCCAACCGACUUUACUGAACACAAUAAUAUAGACACUGGCCUCAACAAAAUAGGAGGCGGACUAUGCGCAACAAUGCGCAAAACACAAGUAAUCCAAAGCGCACGAAAACAGUACAGUGCGACGACAGGAAAUACAAAAUACAAACGACGAGCCGCACCUGAUGACAGGCGAACAAUAACACACAAUACUUGACAAACAAAUCGAGAAACGUAUAGGGGACAUAAUCAACCCAAAUGGAAAACAGGUGUACAAUAAAGACAAAACCAAACGAACAUCGAUAACAUACAACGGUGGCAGCUAGUACUCCGGGGACGACGACCGCCGAAGCCUGCCCGAGCAAGGAGGAGGAGCAGCCUCGGCCGAAACCGUGACAAGAAUAUAAGCAUUCAGCACUUUGAUCAGUGCUGGGAGCAAUAUUUAGAUGUUGACCCUUAAUUGAUUUUCUUUAUUAUGUACUAUGUAUUUAUUGUGUACUAUACAGUGCCUUGCAAAAGUAUUCAUCCCCAUUGGCGUUUUUCCUAUUUUGUUGCAUUACAACCUGUAAUUUAAAUUGAUUUUUAUUUGGAUUUCAUGUAAUGGACAUACACAAAAUAGUCCAAAUUGGUGAAGUGGAAUGAAAAAAAUAACUUGUUUCAAAAAGUGGUGUGUGCAUAUGUAUUCACCCCCUUUGCUAUGAAGCCCUGAGAUCUGGUACAACCAAUUACCUUCAGAAGUCACAUAAUUAGUUAAAUAAAGUCCACCUGUGUGCAAUCUAAGUGUCACAUGAUCUAUCACAUGAUCUCAGUAUAUAUACACCUGUUCUGAAAGGCCCCAGAGUCUGAAACACCACUAAGCAAGGGGCACCACCAAGCAAGCGGCACCAUGAAGACCAAGGAGCUCUCCAAACAGGUCAGCGACAAAGUUGUGGAGCAGUACAGAUCAGGGUUGGGUUACAAAAAAAUAUCAGAAACUUUGAGUAUCCCACGGAGCACCAUUCAAAUCCAUUAUAAAAAAAUUGAAAGAAUAUGGCACCACAACAAACCUGCCAAGAGAGGGCCGCCCACCAAAACUCACGGACCAGGCAAGGAGGGCAUUAAUCAGAGAGGCAACAAAGAGACCAAAGAUAACCCUGAAGGAGCUGCAAAGCUCCACAGCGGAGAUUGGAGUAUCUGUCCAUAGGACCACUUUAAGCCGUACACUCCACAGAGCUGGGCUUUACGGAAGAGUGGCCAGAAAAAAGCCAUUGCUUAAAGAAAAAAAUCAGCAAAACUGUUUGGUGUUCGCCAAAAGGCAUGUGGGAGACUCCCCAAACAUAUGGAAGAAGGUACUCUGGGCAGAUGAGACUAAAUUUGAGCUUUUUGGACAUCAAGGAAAAUGCUAUGACUGGUGCAAACCCAACACCUCUCAUCACCCCGAGAACACCAUCCCCACAGUGAAGCAUGGUGGUGGCAGCAUCAUGCUGUGGGGAUGUUUUUCAUCGGCAGGGACUGGAAACUGGUCAGAAUUGAAGGAAUGAUGGAUGGCGCUAAAUACAGGGAAAUUCUUGAGGGAAACCUGUUUCAGUCUUCCAGAGAUUUGAGACUGGGACAGAGGUUCACCUUCCAGCAGGACAAUGACCCUAAGCAUACUGCUAAAGCAACACUUGAGUGGUUUAAGGGGAAACAUUUACAUGUCUUGGAAUGUCCUAGUCAAAGCCCAGACCUCAAUCUAAUUGAGAAUCUGUGGUAGGACUUAAAGAUUGCUGUACACCAGCGGAACCCAUCCAACUUGAAGGAGCUGGAACAGUUUUGCCUUGAAGAAUGGGCAAAAAUCCCAGUGGCUAGAUGUGCCAAGCUUAUAGAGACAUACCCCAAGAGACUUGCAGCUGUAAUUGCUGCAAAAGGUGGCUCUACAAAGUAUUGACUUUGGGGGGGGGGGGGGGGUGAAUAGUUAGCACGCUGAGGUUUUCUGUUUUUUUGUCUUAUUUCUUGUUUGUUUCACCCAAAAAAUUAUUUUGCAUUUUCAAAUUGGUAGGCAUGUUGUGUAAAUCAAAUGAUACAAACCCCCCCAAAAAUCAAUUUUAAUUCCAGUUUGUAAGGCAACAAAAUAGGAAAAAUGCCAAGGGGGUGAACACUUUCGCAAGCCACUGUAUAUAUAAAUCCCAAUAUAUUUGCCUCCCAGAGUUGCCCUUUUAGCAGCACAUUCACCAAUCUCAAGCGGCUAACUCUGCCCUCUCGCGGCACAGGCCGAGGGAGACAUGAAACAAACUACCCCAUCUCGCAGUCAGCUCAACAGGCAACUAGUCUAGAGACGCUGCUGACGGAGUGUUUGCGAGAUGCUGGACAAAAAGCAAUUUUAAAGCCAUCCUGACACUUCUGCCGUGUCUACAGACAUCCCCCAAACAUACAUAAAUGAGUGCCCAACUGGUAAAUAGUCGUUUAUAGAUAUGUCAGUCAGGUGGCUAUCUGCCAGCAGAGACUUAUAUUGCAGUAACGUUGAAGGGCUCUGGCUAGUAUUACUUAUCAAGCUAGAAGGAUUAAAUAAGAAGCUAACGUUAAACGGAGCCUACCUCAGCAGGAGCAAAAAAUACGCUAUUAAGUUGUAAUAAUAACUUUGCUUUACAGAGAGUAGGCUCCUGAGACAGACAGUGAUGUGGCGCUCAGUGGUGAGGCUGAGAAAGUCCCCCCCUUCUGGACCUCACUAAAACUCAAAUCCUAGUUAUGGCCCUGUGUCUCAGGGGAUGGUUGUCACAUGGAAUAUGGGGUUGGUUGUCACUAUCAACAUUACCACUGCCAGUAUACAAUAAAUCCCAAGCUUUUUUGUGCUUGUGCUGUAUAGAGCUCCCUUCAUUGCCUCUCUUUCAAGCACAUCUUUUUUCUGUUACACAACCACACAUGCACACAUGCAUAAAAGCUGAACACAUGCAUACACAAAUCUAUUCAAAAUGUCAUGUUAUUCUCAAGGCAUAAAAUGCAGAAUUUUGUUAGGAAUAUCGUUCGAUCAAAGAAAGGCUAUUUCUAAGACUCGGUUUUCUAUAUUGCUUCAUUUUCUGUUGCAAAAGGAAUAAGCUACUAGCAAACAUUGUGACGACCAACCCCAUACUGGGUGACAUCCAACCCCGCAAUGGGUCUGGUUGUCACAAAUUGACAGAGUGUGUUUGAUGGCUAAAAACUACAUGUUGGAAUAAUAUAUGAGGAUAAAAAGGUCCCAAUUUCAACCCAAGACCUUGGUCUUUCUCCUAACAUUGAAAAGAGUCUUGUAAGAUAUACUGGUGCUGAGAAAUACACAUGAGUGUAAAACGUGUGAAAACCAAUCCCGGUCUCCCCUACAAAUGAUUUAUGUUCACUACACACUACACCAUUACAAACUCAAUAUGACAUAUGAAAGCUGAAAGCUUACUUUCUUUGUGGCAAGCCCACAUUUAGUUUUGUAUUACGUAACAAUCAUUUUGAUUGAUUCCUGGUUGAUUUUAUGAUCCCCUUAAACAUAUGGAUUAUUUUUCUAUGAUUACCCCAGGCAUGUGUUUCACAUUUUCUUCUCAAAAAAGUGAUUGAUCAAAUGAACACCAACUGCCCUUGAAUUCUAUGGGAAACAUGACAUAAUUUUACCAGAUGGCUCAUAUGUUGUAUGUUCAGUAUGAGUACAGUAUGUCACAACUUUAUUGUUCCCAUAUUCAAGUCUGCUGUAGCUGUACAGAUUGACAUGAUGACAAAGUCAAACUCUGGGGGUACAACACGCUGUAAUUGUAGGAAAUAUGUUUGGAAUAAGCAGAUGUAGCAGGUGAGUGCCGUAAAUUACUCUGAUUGCAAAGACAUUGCAGCUGAAUUGUCCAGAUGUCCACUCCACGUAUACCUCCAAUCUUGAGAGGGGAUCAGAAUCAGAUCCUGAAAGAGCCGGUCUACAUUUCAUUGUUUUCCAGGAAAUGGUUCCAACAGGAGUCAAAAUCCAGCUGAUAGACAUGCUCUCAGAAACAGGCCUGCCUGUGAUCGAGGCCACCAGCUUUGUGUCUUCAAAGUGGGUACCGCAGGUAAUAACUCUUCUUUGUGUGCCCAGAAAGUGUGCUGAGUGAUUUUAUUAGGCUCUUAUUGUUCUCCCCAGCACUACUGAGGGGAAAGCUGCUCCUCCAGCAUCCCAGUUAUGCCCUGGACUCGCAGAUGUUUUGGGGGGGAAAUCCUUGAGAUAUAGGCCUAUUCCGGAACAUGUUCUGCAAGCACUUUAUUUUGUUUGCAUGUGUAAAAUAUAA
This is a messenger RNA of Coregonus sp. 'balchen', 11655 nucleotides long. The record is from the annotation of a GenBank genome assembly. Lineage: Eukaryota; Metazoa; Chordata; Actinopteri; Salmoniformes; Salmonidae.